GACGUAAAGGCAAGGAUCGAGGCAGUCAGAAGAGGAAGAGAAGGGAGAGGAAGAUUAGUCGGUGUCUUGGUCGACGAUACAGAGGAGAAAGUAGAGAGUGAUGAUGAAGACCAGGGUGGCAAAGACAAGAAAGAAAAAGAAAAGCAAGGGAAGCUGGAUGUCCGUGGUGUGGUCGAGAUGGAUAAACGGGUCGGAGAACUUGAGAGGCUUGUUGGGUCCUCAAGUACGACGCUAGACGAAACGGCACCUUUGCCUCCCGCGCUUCUCCCGCUCCUGACCCGAAUCAACACUCAACUUACACUUCUUACCCAACCGCGACAUAUCGACUCCAUUUCUCGUCGUCUCAAACUCCUUCUCUCUGACCUUGAGCGUGUUUCUUCUGCUUCAUCCGCGCAAGCUCAAAAACGUGCCAGUUCAAAUGGGACAGGAACGGCAGCAGUAGUUGGGGCGCACGAUAACCUUCUGCCACUUCUUACACGGCUGGCUCCAUCACUUCCACAUAUCCCACACAUCCUCACUCGCUUACGCACACUGUCUGCGCUUCAUGCAUCUGCUGCAGAGUUCCAGGGUACAAUAACCACUCUAGAAGAAGAACAGCGACGCACUAGAGAAGCGCUUGAUGCUCUGAACGGAGCGGUAGCUGAAGUAGAGUCGAGUUUGGAGGCUAACAGGGGUACAGUUUCAGGGAA
This is a messenger RNA of Serpula lacrymans var. lacrymans S7.9, 689 nucleotides long. RefSeq lists its product as uncharacterized. NCBI's taxonomy places the organism in Eukaryota, Fungi, Basidiomycota, Agaricomycetes, Boletales, Serpulaceae. The annotation marks the transcript as partial. The transcript is spliced from 2 exons. Gene Ontology annotation, cellular component: cytoplasm; dynactin complex. Gene Ontology annotation, biological process: mitotic spindle organization. The record is from RefSeq and is a predicted model, not a curated record.